GUAUGUUGUUUGCUUUGGUCGGCCCAAUAUUCAACAUUUUCUUGAUUUUUUCUUACAGAUCUGUCGAUUCAUGAGGGUGACGGUGAAAACAUGGCACCUUUAAUUCUCCCUCAAGCCAUAUCUUUUAUAAUCAAAGCCCGAUUAAACUGAGAGCGCAAGAGACGGAGAAUCGGUAUAUGAAUGAGAAAUCCGCCCACUCUUCUUUCACUCGCAAUUGACUCUGCUGUCCUUAAUUUCUCUCUAAUUUCCGAUCUCUCCUUCGUCCCCGAGCAUAUUCUUCUUGAUCUCUUCGAGAGGAUAUUAAUAGCUGGAAAAUUGAAUGAGAAGAUUUUGAAGUUAUUCAUCGCAACGGGUAAAGAAGAAGUCCUUUCUUUCAUUGAGUCACUUAAUAUCCGACAACCUCUGGUUCCUGUUCUUCCAACUAGAUGCUCUGAGAGAUUUUGAGGAAAGCUGAAAAUUAGCCUUUACCUGAGAUAUUGCUUCGAUUGUUGCUCUACUAGAAUCCUGAAACAUGUCUGAGGUUACCAUUAAAAAUGACGAGGUGGACAUUGUCAUUGGCGCUAUUCAGUCUGAUCUCACAUCAUUCAUGGAAGCAUGGAGACCGUUCUUUUCAAAUUUCCACCUAAUAGUCGUCAAGGAUCCCGAACUAAAAGAGGAACUCAAGAUUCCUGGUGGAUUCAACCUGCACGUCUAUACGAAGUCCGACAUUGAUAGAGUUGUUGGCUUGUCAGCGGGUAGUAUUUCUUUCGCUGGCUAUGCUUGCCGCUACUUUGGCUAUCUUGUGUCGCGUAAGAAAUACAUCAUCUCGGUUGAUGAUGACUGUGUCCCUGCCAAGAACAGCAGCGGGGAGUUGAUUGAUCCGAUAUCGCAGCAUAUCAUCAAUCUCUCGACCCCAGCCACUCCUUUCUUCUUCAACACUCUCUACGAUCCUUACUGCGAGGGGGCUGAUUUUGUCCGUGGCUACCCUUUCAGUUUACGAAGUGGAGUAGAAUGCGGCCUCUCGUGCGGGCUGUGGCUCAACCUGGCCGACUUUGAUGCACCUACGCAGGCACUGAAGCCUUCGUUGAAGAAUACUCGGUACGUCGAUGCAGUUCUGACAGUGCCAGCAAGGUCUAUGCUGCCGGUGAGCGGGAUUAACAUUGCUUUCAACGCUGAGCUGGUGGGGCCUGCACUGACGCCGGCAUUUAGGCUGGCGAAGGAGGGGAACCUGAGGUGGGAAACAGUGGAGGAUAUAUGGACCGGGAUGUGCGUUAAGGUCAUCUGCGACCACCUGAGGCUCGGCGUGAAGAGUGGGAUCCCGUACGUGUGGAGACAGGAGCGAGGCAACGCUAUAGAGAGCUUGAAGAAGGAGUGGGAAGGGGUGAAGCUUAUGGAGGACGUCGUCCCGUUCUUCCAGUCGCUGAGGCUGUCUGAGACGUCUGUGACGGCGGAGGACUGCGUGGCGGAGAUUGCUGCGGCAGUGAAGGAGCGGCUGGGGUCUGUGAAUCCGAAGUUCGUGAGCGCUGCGGCGACUAUGGUGGAGUGGAUGAAGCUGUGGAAGAGGGUGCGAGGUCAGUAGUUGUGGUAUGUGGUUCCAUUGCUCGGAGUUUGUGUUUGUGUCUGUGUCGAUGAAUUGAACUCUGUUUUAUUUGAGGUACUGGGAUAAUGAUGUUAGUUUUCCACUGUUGAAGGAUGUCCCAACCUAAAUAACUCAUUUCUUCUUAUGUCAAAAAAUUACUCUUUAUUGUUUCUUA
This is a messenger RNA of Salvia splendens (bonfire salvia), 1733 nucleotides long. Its product is annotated as probable UDP-arabinopyranose mutase 5. The transcript has 3 exons. The record is from RefSeq and is a predicted model, not a curated record. Gene Ontology annotation, molecular function: UDP-arabinopyranose mutase activity. Gene Ontology annotation, biological process: UDP-L-arabinose metabolic process. The coding region runs from base 512 to 1558 and encodes 348 amino acids. NCBI's taxonomy places the organism in Eukaryota, Viridiplantae, Streptophyta, Magnoliopsida, Lamiales, Lamiaceae. Gene Ontology annotation, cellular component: plasmodesma; Golgi apparatus; cytosol.